Molecule: messenger RNA, 927 nt
Organism: Spirometra erinaceieuropaei
Lineage: Eukaryota; Metazoa; Platyhelminthes; Cestoda; Diphyllobothriidea; Diphyllobothriidae
Source: the annotation of a GenBank genome assembly
AUGGUCGAAAGUGGUGUCCCCCAGGGUUCAGUACUGGGACCCAUUUUGUUCCUUAUCUACGUGGAUGAUGCCGCAAGAAAUUUGGACUGUGAAGUAGCAAUGUUUGCGGACGACAUGAAGAUAUGGAGUGUAAUUCGUGGUCCUGCAGAUGAAGACAGACUGCAGAUGAACCUGAAUCGGUUGGAGGAGUGGUCAAACGGUUGGCUCCUGCGGUUCAACGUUGCCAAAUGUAGCAUACUUCGCCUAGGCAACACAGCCAGAUCCGCCAGCACAAGAGGCUACUUUCUGGGCGGUGCAGUCCUACAAGAGGUCGAAGCCCAAAAGGACCUCGGUGUGCUUACGACGAGUUCCCUAAAACCAUCUGCCCACUGUUCGAGGGUGGCAAAAAGUGCAAUGUCCGUACUGUUCGCCAUCAAGCGUGCGUUUAUGGACUUUGACGAAGAAGCCUUCUCUAAGACAUUCGGAACAUUCGUUCGGCCGCAUUUAGAGUACGGCAUACAAGCUUGGAGGCCGUGGGGUGUUGUGGAUCAAAACUGCCUCGAAAGAGUCCAGAGGAGAGCCACAAAGAUGGUCAGGGGUCAAAGCUCCUUUCCUUUUGCGACCCGCCUAGUAAAUCUGAACCUCUUUCCUUUGAGUUACAGGCAACUUCGCGGAGAUCUCUUGCAAGCCUUCCGCAUUGUAACGAGGUUGGAUUGCAGUCUGGCCUUCGAGGACUUUUUUGAAUUUGCUACCACGACCAACCUCCGAGGUCACCCGUUAAAACUGCGCACUCAGCAGGCACGGCUGGAUGUGCGGAAGUUCUCCUUCUCGGUUCGGGUGGUCAAACCGUGGAAUGAGCUUCCCGCAGAUGUUGUGAUGUCACCAUCUGUACAAAUUUUUAAGAAGAAUCUGGACAUAUUUAUGUUCCGAAAUGACCAAGAGCGUUGA